Messenger RNA from Lentinula edodes (shiitake mushroom), 1434 nucleotides. Its product is annotated as UDP-N-acetylglucosamine-dolichyl. Gene Ontology annotation, cellular component: membrane. Gene Ontology annotation, biological process: protein N-linked glycosylation; dolichol-linked oligosaccharide biosynthetic process. The record is from RefSeq and is a predicted model, not a curated record. Lineage: Eukaryota; Fungi; Basidiomycota; Agaricomycetes; Agaricales; Omphalotaceae. Gene Ontology annotation, molecular function: UDP-N-acetylglucosamine-dolichyl-phosphate N-acetylglucosaminephosphotransferase activity. The transcript is spliced from 8 exons. Bases 1 to 1434 code for a protein of 477 amino acids.
AUGACAGAUACACCACCUCCACGCCCAAUAUCUUCCACUCUAUUGCUCGCCUUGGUCCCGAUAGCCUCUUGGUUCAUCGUUCGCCCGUUUCUGGACCCUAUACCUUCUUUGCCAGCUCUAUACACAUCGAUAGGUUUUUCAAUAUUUACCUUCAUGGCUACGUUAUAUUUGGUACCAGCUCUGGGCCCUACUUUCGUUAAGGCGCAUCUGAGCGGAAGGGAUUUGCUUAAGGUGUAUGCAACACAAAUACCAGAAAGCUUAGGGCUCGUUUGCGCAUCUGUAUACAUUCUUGCUUUGAUCCUCUUCAUUCCAUUUGCAUUUUCCGAUUCUUUGACCAUCAGGUCGACGCGAACACCUGAAGGAAUAUUUGUGUCCGAAUUUCCGCACUCAAGACUGUCUGUUUAUCUUUCUUCGCUCCUUUCUCUCCUCAUUGCAACCAUCCUUGGUUUUCUCGAUGAUGUCUUUGACAUACGAUGGCGACACAAAUUGCCCAUUCCAAUCAUCGCGUCUAUCCCACUUCUUAUGGUCUACUAUGCCGAACGAGGAAACACCCACAUUGUCGUUCCGUUGCCCUUGAGAUUCCUCCUCGGAUCACUGCUUAACCUAGGACCGUUGUAUUAUCUUUAUAUGUCAUUACUGUCCACGUUCGCUACAAACAGCAUAAAUAUCCUUGCUGGCAUCAAUGGCUCAGAAGUUAGCCAGGCACUCAUCAUUGCGAUAUCAGUCAUCUUGAAUGACUUAUUAUACCUUCCUUGGCCAAUUGGCUUCCAUCUACCCGUCCACCUUCUGGGGAGUACUGCAGAGGUUGAAUUCGGCGGCGUUUGGAGUGCGGGGAUGGCAUAUGGAAGCAAGGAACUCGUUGAAAGACAUCUGUUCAGCUUGUACUUCAUGCUACCGCUUGUCGCGGUUUGUUCUGGAUUUAUGUAUCAUAACUGGUACCCAGCUCGUGUUUUUCCUGGGGAUACGCUUUGUUAUGUCACUGGAAUGGCAUUUGCAGUUGUGGGCAUACAAGCACACUUUUCGAAAACGUUGCUGCUGUUCUUCUUGCCGCAGAUAUUUAAUUUUGUCCUUUCGUGCCCGCAAUUGUUCGGAUUAGUCCCAUGUCCUCGACAUCGUGUUCCAAGAAUUGACGCAGAUACAAAUUUGCUCCAUCCGUCCAAAGCGAUAUUCAUGAAACCUCCCUCGAAAUUGACAGCAACUGUAUUGCGGAUCCUAUCAAUCUUCAAACUGGUUGUUUUGACUGUGCAUCCUUCUGGCGUAAUACUGGAAACAACUAACCUAACGAUCUUGAACUUUUUCCUUGUCCGACUGGGUCCGAUGAACGAAAAGCGAUUGGUUCAAGUCUUAAUGUGUUGUCAGAUUGGUGGAAGCGUCCUGGCGUUCUCCGUGCGAUAUGGACUCGCAGGAUUAGUCUAUGAUGGCGACAGAAGAUGA